Molecule: messenger RNA, 1803 nt
Organism: Prunus persica (peach)
Lineage: Eukaryota; Viridiplantae; Streptophyta; Magnoliopsida; Rosales; Rosaceae
Product: protein SODIUM POTASSIUM ROOT DEFECTIVE 2
Exons: 3
Coding region: 1167-1574 (135 amino acids)
Molecular function (GO): metal ion binding
Source: RefSeq, a predicted model, not a curated record
UAUAAUUAUUAAGAAACAUUAGUGAGCUCAUGGGCUCCAAUAAUGGGAGGCCGUCUGUCCCAUUUCCAUUUUCAUAUUGAAGGCCAAGACAAAACUGUCAACACAUUCAAGUCUUGUGGUGUUUUUUGAAUUAUACUAUCCAUCAUCACAAUAAGCACUCUUGGGUUACUUGAGGGGUUCCCUAAUCUAUGUGGAUUAGGUGGCUAAUCACACACUACUUUACUCUACGAUUCUUCUAUCCUCAUACAAAAACUAUGUUAAUGACCAACAUGCACUUAUCUAGAUGCAAUAGUCUUACUGCAUUAAACUAAACAAACUGCUUUUGAACAAGGUCAUGUUGUUAGGUAGAUGUAAAAUUGUUCAAUGGUUUGUUCAGAUGCUCACCAAAUAUUACUGCUUUUUCUUUUUUCAAUCUCUUCCACCUAAACGUUUCUCAUGUUCAUUGAUCUUGAAUUAAACAUAGCGAAGAUGCUUAUCCACAUUGAUCCAGCUAUAUAUUAAUUUAUAUAUAAGUAUAUUCUUUGCCUCCAAUUUGGACGUUCCUAGUAGUCAUCAUCACAUGUCAUAAAAGUGUGAUGUUGCUACUUCCUCCAUUGGUCACUGUGAGCUUUUCUUUUUCCUCCUUCCUUCCCCCCCUUCUUUAGCAGAAUUGUCACAUGAGAGAGCUCACUUGCAGUAUACUGCUUCAUCUCACAUGAACUUUCUCAUUCAGACUUUUGGAGAAUUUAUUGUUUAGGAGUUUGUCACAUGACAAAAUCUAGUUGGGGUUUUGUUUUUGGUCUAGGAAGUGGUUACAGUUAAAAGUAGUGUUUUUCUGGGUUCCUGGAUCCCCUUCUAAAUUUUUUUGACCAGCUGAGUUAUGUAACUAUAAUUUAUUGGGUCUUGUUCCCUUUCCUCCUUCAUAGGCUUCAUUGGGUUCUGUUUCAACUUUUGCCCUCCCCAAUGAAAAUUUGACCUUUAGCUCUUCUCUCUCUCUCUCUCUCCUGCUCCCACCCUAUUAUAAUGUUCACACAACACAAGUUUGCUUUGGAUUUACAACACUAGGAGGACUGAGGCAGUUGGUUGGUUAAGUGGAAAGGAAAGAUCCGGUGUAUAGAUUUCUUCUGUUGGGAAAUUCUGUUUCGCUUUAGAUUUGUUUCUUUGGCUAAGAACUUGUUGUGGUUGAAAUGGGGAAGCUUAGUUUGGGCAGGGUGCUAGACAGGUUUUGCCUUUCUUCUACUGGCUCAAGUUCUUGUUUCUGCAUGAACUCCAUGGAAAACGAAGACGAGUUUGAAAGAAGUCCAUUGGUAACCGGUGAGAAAGAUGAGUUUCUGAGACUGAAGGAUGUUGUUGCUGGAAAACAGACAUUGGCGUUUCAAUUGAAGCCCAAGAUGGUGAUGUUAAGGGUCUCCAUGCACUGCAAUGGCUGUGCCAGAAAAGUUGAGAAACAUAUCUCAAAGAUUGAAGGAGUGACAUCGUACAAAGUAGACUUGGAAAGCAAGAUGGUGGUUGUGAUUGGAGAUGUUCUUCCUCGCGAAGUGCUCGAGAGUGUCUCGAAGGUUAAAAAUACAGAGAUUUGGAACUCCCCAUGCUGAUGGCCAUGAACAAUAUACACAUAUAUAAAUAUAUAUAUAUAUAUGUGUGUGUCCAUUGUCAUAAUGUACACUAUAUAAUAUACCGCCCGCAUUUUUCAGGCUCAGGCCUCUCUCUAUUCUAUAUCAUAUAUGCAAGUUCUUGUCAAUGGCUUGUCAUCUUUGAUUGUACGCUCACAUUGUAUAUUAUCAGUUUCAGAAGGGCUGAAGCCCCCACUUUGCCGUUCUACUA